AGUCCCAUUCUGAGUCUUUAUCCACCCGCUGCGAUCGUCUGGGCAGGAGUCUGUUUGCUCACAGCGCCUGUAAUCUCUCUCAACCUUCACCGUAACCUGACCCCAGCUGAUAUUUUUAGGUCUUCAACCAUGGCAAGGCACUCGCAGACAAUCGCCAAGGGCUGGAGUAUAUUAUCUCGCAACUGCCGUGGUAUAUCUACCUGAUCGAUCUUCUGAAACCAGACCAAGACCAAGAAUCCAGGAACCACAUCCGCAAAGCGAUCACCAAGGUUUACCGGCUCAUCAUAACGUACCAGCUUCUCACCUUCGAAUCUGGCCGUCAUCGAGUCCGUAAUUGGGCUAAAGAUGGAAUGAACCCGACCAAAUGGGGAGACCGACUGCAAGAGAUCCAAGCUGCCGAGAAACAAGUGGAAAAAUAUAUCCAAUAUGAUCAGAAAACGCAGAUAUUGCAUAACCUCCGUCAGGCACGGGAGACUGGAUCGUCACUGCUGGCUGUUGUAAACAAGCACUAUGAAUAUAUUGAGCAGCAUGACCAGGCGGAAGAGCGAAGCAAAUUCAUCCAGCUAUUCACGCCAAAUCCGACGCAACACAACUUCGAGGCCUACCGCGAGUAUCUGGAUAAGAUCAAGACUCCCCUUGAAACAACGAAUAGCGGUGUUCGAAGCCAUCCGAAAUUCAAGAAAUGGCAGUCUGGCGAGCAGAAUCUGCUUCUUCUCGCAGCCAAUCCGGGUGCCGGCAAAUCUGUCCUGCUCAAGUCUGUGCUUGACGAGCUUGAGGGCGAGUCAGACGCAGUAUGUUCCUUCUUUUUCAAACUAAACAUGGGCAAUCAACACAAAGCGAACAUCGCUCUUUGCAAGAUACUGUCUGAGCUUUUUCGGGCCCGGGAGGAUCUGAUCGCCGGCGUGCAAGAUAUGGUAAAGACUAUUGACACGGAGGAUAUGCGAUUCAACAUUUCAAGACUGUGCGAGAUCUUGAAACAGGCAACUGCGACAGUCGCUCCUGGAAGCGUCACGGUGUUACUGGAUGCCCUGGAUGAAGUUGAUACAGACCAACUGGAGGCGCUGCUGGACCAGAUUCGCCAUUUCUCUGAUUCACCCGUCCGAUUUCUCUUCACGUCCCGCCCGAUUCAGCGGGUUCUGGAAAAUUUCCCUCAGUCCGAAUUGGUCUUGAACGUGAAUGAAGAUACUAGUUGCAGUGAGUCACUGUCUGCAGACAUUGCAAAGGUAGCCGAAGACCAGCUGCAGCACUUCUUCCAGGAGAAGAAGAUCAGGGACAAGAGUCUUCAGUCAAAACUCCGGGAUCAGGUUCAGGACCGGGUCUACGCCAAUCGGACGUACCUCUUUGUUGGACUGCUGUAUGACUACCUUAACCGCCAAACACCUCGGAUACAGCUUAGGAGCUGGCUGAAGGUGUUCCAGUCCCUGCCUAGCACUGCCUUUGAAACGUACCGGGCGUUUCUUGAUAGGAUCGAUGAGGAGGAUCGACCCGUGGUGAAGACGAUGCUGCAGAUUCUCUUGGCCGCCCAGCGACCUCUAACAGUGACGGAAAUGAAUAUCGCUCUCGAGAUCAAGGAUUCGGAAGAGAUCACCAGUACCGAAGACUUGUAUGUGCAAGACAGUAAAGAAUACGAAGCAUUAAUCCACGAAACGUGUCACUUCUUUCUGGUCAUUUAUGAUAAUCGGGUUCACUUCAUCCACCAAACCGUCGAAGACUAUCUUCGUCCGAGACAGGCUGACGAUAAGCGACCAGAUUGGCUGGUCGAAGAUCUGACCGACGUGAAAUGUCAUCAGACUCUGAUGGAUAUUUGCACUAGGUACAUCUCAUCUCCGCUGCUGGAAGGACCGGCGAUAGACAGUCUGGAGGACUUUUUGGAUGCCCCAAUGUUCACACAGGCGGAAUAUUAUCACCAAUACGCGAUGGAUCCACCCGGAAUAAAGGACUAUGCAGUGCGGCAAUGGCUGGUUCAUCUGGAUGCCAUCCGGCAAGGUGAGAACAAGGAAUGGUCGGAAGUGUUGGACCAGGUGAGACAGGAGUAUGGACAGGAGUUUUUAGCCAAGGCGGAGCUGGCUUUUUGCUGUUCCAGUCUCCCCGCGGUUAAGGAGAUCGAAGUAUACCGAAGGACCCCGGUCUUUAGCAGCCCCAAUCGCGACGAUGCGUUGAGCUGCCUCAUUCCGAGCUUAGGGCUACAAUAUCUCCGUACAGGAUUACAUCAGGGCCUGACGUAUGCCAUUGAAUUGGGACAAGAGGUCCAGUUGAGUGGAUGUUCACAAGAUGAUUCACGACGCGCUCAGAGACUCAUAGACCUCAGCCGGACUUACGUGAUGAGAGGUUUGAUUGAUCGACGUAAGGAGGACAUUGAGUGUUCUCUCGACUUAAGCGAGCAGGCAAUCAGAAUUACCUCUCCUGACCACGUCAAUCGGUCUCGAGCCUUGGAAGCCCGCGCCGCUGCUCUCGGUCAAGGAUUUAUACUGCGGUUCUGGGGGGAAGAGAAAAUUAACCAAGCGAUUGAGGACAUUGAGAUGGCUCUCAAUCCUGUGGAACACACCAUCACCGAGCAAGACAGCAAAUACUUUUCGCACACACGGGCCGUCAUCUUGGGUAAUCGGUAUCAAAGUCCAAACAAACAUGUCGGGGAUCUUGACGAGGCCAUUAAAUCAGCCCAAAGGGCCGUGGACAUGAUAUCCGACAUGAACCCACUUCGGGUCGUUGCACUGCGCUCUCUGGCAAUCUUGCUUGGGCUUCAUGCUAGCGAAACCAGAGAAAAGGACCACAUAGCUAGAGCCAUCGCCAUAGACCGGCAGGCUCUCGGAAAAGACCGCUCUCAGGAUUCUUCCCUCGACCGUGCGGGGAUGCUAAAUGUAUUCGCGAGACAUUUGAAACUGCAAUACGAAACCAGUGAUACCAAGGAUCCGGCUGUCCUGGAAGAGGCACUGCAUGCGGCUAGGAGUUCUGCUCGUUUAGCCCAAAAAACCCACGUCAGCUACAAGUAUUAUCACUCAGCAUAUCAGGCAUUGCGACAGCUUGCCAAGAGUGAAGGACUCUCCCUUAAAGAUUAUCCCGGCGACUCGGAAAGCGAUUCUACCAUUUGAGGAAGAUGCCAGUUCAUGUCAGAUCUUCAAGCAAGAUUCUAUGGAAUGAAUGUUACCAGGCGUGUGCCGGUCUGUCUCGGCUUGUCAACCGAAAAUCGUUUGUAUCGCGGG
Molecule: messenger RNA, 3200 nt
Organism: Penicilliopsis zonata CBS 506.65
Lineage: Eukaryota; Fungi; Ascomycota; Eurotiomycetes; Eurotiales; Aspergillaceae
Exons: 1
Coding region: 351-3089 (912 amino acids)
Molecular function (GO): protein binding
Source: RefSeq, a predicted model, not a curated record